AUGGAGGAGGCGCCCGUGCCGCGCAACCCGCCGCCAAAACCCAAACGCUCCAACGUGCCGUCUGCACCGGCAGACUACCCCGAUGACUCGUACUCGGACCAGGAUUACAACAUGUCGCCCAUUCGACGGGGUCGUCAACAUGCCAACCGACAAAGUGGAUCCCCACCAAUGACCCCACCGUACACGGUACCGCGUCAAGCCAAGGUGCCCAUUAUCGACGCCGAACCGGAGACCACCAUCGGUGCAGCCGUCAAGAUGAAAGGUGAGCUGAGUUUCGAACGACUGCUGCGAAUCGAAGGCGAGUUCGAGGGCAAACUGAACUCGAAAGGUUCCCUUGUUAUCGGUACCCGUGGGGCUCUCAUUGGCAACGUUGACAACAUGAAGGAGGUGUAUAUCACUGGCGGAAGAAUCGUGGGUAAUGUCAAUGUGGAGAAGCUGGUGCUACGAGAUAAGGCCCAGAUAUUUGGGAACAUCACCGCCAAGACGGUCAAGAUUGAGCCAGAGUGUAUUGUUGUUGGACGGAUCAACGUGAACCCACAGGCACCCGAGCGGAUCAACGAAAAGGGCGAGAUCGUCAAGGAUGACGCACCCGAUGGCACGCCUUCAAGCUAA
Phytophthora nicotianae INRA-310 is the source of this 612-nucleotide messenger RNA. RefSeq lists its product as hypothetical. Lineage: Eukaryota; Oomycota; Peronosporomycetes; Peronosporales; Peronosporaceae. The record is from RefSeq and is a predicted model, not a curated record. The transcript has a single exon. Bases 1 to 612 code for a protein of 203 amino acids.